AAAGAUCUUAUUGAUCAAAUCAAUAAAUUAAGUAAAAUUUAUGGCCAUAAUGGUAUAUUUGAAUUUUAUAUUGCCGGCAAUAGACAAAUUGUAAUUACCAAAGCUGAAUAUGUAAAAAAAUUUUUGGUUCCAUCCUCGAAAGAUUGCAAGAUUUAUUGGAAAAGAUUCCCAAAAGUCGAGGUUUUUGAAGAACUUGGUAUUCAUCAAAUGGGAUUAUCAUUUAAUGAAAAUUUCAAUAAUUGGAAAUUUUAUCGUCAAAUUUAUAUGCAUCAAAUCGAAGAAAUAAGUAAUUCAAAUGAAACUAGUAAAUUAUUAAAUAAAUUAUUCGAAGAAUUAUCAAAUUAUUGGAUAGAUUUGAAGAAAAAUAAUUAUAAUUCAGGAAUUAUUGAUAUACCAGCUUGGACGAAACGAUUUGCAAAUGAUUUUACGUUCUUAUUGUUGACAGGAAAGCGACCAUUUGCAAUUAAUCAUUAUUAUCGUAAAUUAAAAAAUGAAAAAAUUACAAAAAAGAUGAUGGAUUCCGAACAUUAUAUUGAAUGCUUAACUUAUUUUUUAGUUAAUAUUCAAAUAGCAUUUACUCCAAAAUUUUUAAGAUUACUUAUCAGAAAUCGUGUAGAUAAAUUUUUAAAUGCCCGUAAUUUUUUAUUUGAAAAAAUUUUAGAAAGUGUCAAAGAAAGGAGAAAAGAAAUUGAAGAAAUCGGUAGCAGUAAUUGUUUUGACGCGAAACAAUUAAAAGAUGAUCCACUGACAUCUUUUAUUAUUGCCAAUACUCCAUACGAAUCUGGUUCUCAAAAAAGUGUUUAUUCUUCUUUAGUAAGGCCAAUGAAUGAUGACGAAAUAGGUUCCAUUUUGUAUGAUGCACUUACUGGAAGUACGGAUUCUAUGAGAUCAACUCAGUUUUCAAAGAUGAUUCAACCAGACAAAUAA
This is a messenger RNA of Scutellospora calospora, 927 nucleotides long. The record is from the annotation of a GenBank genome assembly. Lineage: Eukaryota; Fungi; Glomeromycota; Glomeromycetes; Diversisporales; Gigasporaceae.